Messenger RNA from Nicotiana attenuata, 1239 nucleotides. Its product is annotated as truncated transcription factor CAULIFLOWER A-like. The record is from RefSeq and is a predicted model, not a curated record. Gene Ontology annotation, molecular function: protein dimerization activity; DNA-binding transcription factor activity, RNA polymerase II-specific; RNA polymerase II cis-regulatory region sequence-specific DNA binding. The coding region runs from base 210 to 935 and encodes 241 amino acids. Gene Ontology annotation, biological process: positive regulation of transcription by RNA polymerase II. The transcript is spliced from 8 exons. Lineage: Eukaryota; Viridiplantae; Streptophyta; Magnoliopsida; Solanales; Solanaceae. Gene Ontology annotation, cellular component: nucleus.
UGGUUCCUCAAUACCACUUUCCCAAUUCUUCUCCUUCAUUUAUGUACCCUUUUCUCAGACCAAUAUAUCUUUACUCAAUCCAACUCCAUUAUUUACUUUUUCUUUAAAAUAAAAAAAAAGUUGGUUUCUUUCCUAUUUUUAUAACUAGGGUUUUUGUUGUGAGAGCAAUAAUAUAAUUUCAGGGUUUCUAUUUUUAGGUCUGAAGAAGAAUGGGGAGAGGAAAAGUGCAAUUAAGGCGUAUAGAAAAUAAGAUUAACAGACAAGUAACGUUUUCAAAGAGGAGAGGAGGUUUAGUGAAGAAAGCACAUGAAAUCUCAGUGCUUUGUGAUGCUGAAGUUGCUUUGAUUGUUUUUUCUCAUAAGGGAAAAAUCUUUGAGUACUCUUCUGAUUCUUGUAUGGAACAGAUUCUUGAACGGUAUGAGAGAUACUCAUACGCAGAGAGACGCUUGCUUGCAAGUAAUUCUGAAUCUUCGGUGCAGGAAAAUUGGAGCCUGGAAUAUGCUAAACUCAAGGCUAAGAUUGAUCUCCUACAAAGGAACCACAAGCAUUAUAUGGGAGAAGAUCUUGACUCAUUGAACCUAAAGGACCUGCAAAACUUGGAACAACAACUUGAUACUUCUCUUAAGCUUAUUCGAUCAAGAAAGAACCAACUCAUGCAUGAGUCAAUCUCUAUGCUACAGAAAAAGGAAAAGGCGAUCCAGGAGGAGAAUAACAUGCUAUCCAAGAAGAUUAAGGAGAAGGAUAAGACAGUGGGGCAGCAAGCUGAAUGGCAUCAGCAAAAUCAAGUUCCAAAUUCAGCAUCUUUCCUCCUACAACCACAUCCAUGCCUAAAUAUUGGAGGUAAUUACCAAGAGGAAGCAGAAGCAAGGAGGAAUGAGCUUGACCUAAAUCUUGAUUCCUUGUAUUCAUGCCAUAUGGGAUGCUUUGCCACAUGAAUAGAAAACUUUAUAUGUUGCAUCUGAAGAAAUGUCCUUUUGCUGGAGUUCAAGUUUUCCAAUUCUGAGUUCUCGUCUGCUUUAUGUGGAGGAAAAUAAGAUUUUAAGCCUUGUUUUGGGAAGUUCUUAAUAUUGGGUAUCUUUAUAUUGAUAUAUAUUUAGGACCUUAUUGUCUUUCUUUAUAUUAAUAGUGAAGAAUGUUAAUUUCCUAACCUUCAUAAAUGGAAGGGGACGUCCAUUUGUUGGCUAUAGUUUACAUUUUUGCCUUGGAAUUAUUGUCAAUACAAUUAUGUAUUUUUUUUGA